GGAUGGAUAUGCCCCUUCCACAGUUGCUACCAAACAAAUGCCCAUCGGUGAUUGAGAGGAGAGAACAAAGCAUCGAGUUGACCCACCUGUACAGGAGAGAGAGAAGAGGAAGGUAAAGGAAGUGCGUCUUGCAGAAGAAGGAAGAAGACGAAGAAGAAAGAAGAUGGGAAGCAAGGGUGAUGAGUCCAACUUCUCUCAGACAUGCAGGCUAUUGAGACAGUACUUGAAGGAGAAGCGCAGCUUGAGUGGCCUUGGCAUCGACAUGGCCCCUGUGCCAGCAGGUGGUAGAUCCCGGACAACCACGACGAUGAGCUUGUUGCCAGGGGCGGAUGUGCCGGGAGAGGAGCAGACAGAGAACAAGGGCUCACCGAAAUCCAUGGAUCUGUUUCCUCAGAACUCUGGUUUUGAAGAAUCUGGCAAGAUCUCAGAAGCCAAGCAGAUGGAGAAGGGCCAGCUGACCAUCUUCUACGCCGGAAAGAUGACGGUGUUCGACGACAUUUUGGCCGCCAAAGCCAAGGAUCUGAUGCAGAUGGCCAGAAACGAGAGCAUCGCGGCUCAGAAGUUUAGGUUCUCCGCCCCUCGCGCUGCGGCUGCCGGAGCCGCUGCUUCCCCUUCGAAGCCUGACUCCGUGCUGGCAGCCGCAUCCGGCAGUCAGUCCAUGGCGGCGCCGUCGCCGGAUAGCCCGUCGAAGACCAGUGCUUCUGAUAUGCCCAUAGCGAGAAGAAACUCCCUCCAUCGAUUCCUGGAGAAGAGGAAGGACCGAAUCAACACCAAGGCACCAUACCAAGUUAAUGGUGCUUCGCCGUCGACGAACGAGGCAGAGGCAAAAGCAGAGUCAAGCCAAACAUGGCUCAACCUCGGAAGGCAAGUCUCGAUGCCUGAGCACAGCUCAGAUAGCAGCAAAUAGCAGCAGUGUCAAUGUGCUGGGCAUCACCGCAACUCUGCUCUCCUCUUCCUGCCAUUUGUAGUUUGAUGGCCUCCAUUGGCGUCAUCUUGGUGCUGAUAAGCAGAUAAGAUUUCCUCAAGGCAGUUGAGGAAAUCUCUCAGCAGUUGAGAAAAAUCCUUCAUGCUGAAUGUGUAUAACUUCCCUACUGAGUGUGUAUAAAUGGCUGUCAAGAACUCACUAUCAAAAUGUAUUAGGCAAUUAUAUCUUAUACAUUUCAUAGUUUCUUUUACAA
Messenger RNA from Musa acuminata AAA Group (dessert banana), 1178 nucleotides. RefSeq names its product protein TIFY 10a. The record is from RefSeq and is a predicted model, not a curated record. Bases 164 to 907 code for a protein of 247 amino acids. The transcript is spliced from 5 exons. Gene Ontology annotation, cellular component: nucleus. Gene Ontology annotation, biological process: regulation of jasmonic acid mediated signaling pathway; response to wounding; regulation of defense response. NCBI's taxonomy places the organism in Eukaryota, Viridiplantae, Streptophyta, Magnoliopsida, Zingiberales, Musaceae.